AUGCAAAAUACUCGAAAGAAAAUUCUUAAAAAAAUUAAAGGUACUAAAAAACCUAUCUUUGAUGAAGAAAUUAUUCCUGAAGACCCAUUUGAUAUUUUUUAUAAAAACAGCCCUCUGUCUUUAGAAGAUGUAACACUAUCAGAAUUAGAUUCAAGUUUUAUCGAUGAGGCUGAUACAACAAAAAUUAUUAGUAAACCCUCACAAAAAGAUGGUGAAUCUUAUAAUCACAUAACAAGCCCAUUGAAUAAACCUACACAGAAAAUAUCGGAAGAUGAUUUUUUAUCUGUGUUGUCUAAACCCAAGUCAGUAAAUUCCCACAAAUCUUUUAUAACACCAAAAAUUAUAAAUCAAUUAAUUUUAUACACAUCAGAUGAUAUUGUACAAGAAGCUGUACCUAUGUAUAAAUUUCCAUACAUGCCUGAUUUACGAUUUGAAAAGAGCAAUAUUUUUAAAUCUAUUUAUACUCUGUUUAUUAGUUCACUUCUUAACAUUUUUAAAAGUAAGAAAGACUUUAUAAUGAAGUAUAAAUCAGAUAUUUUAAUUUAUAAAAAUAAAGAACUGAAAGUUUCUAAGGGACUAAUAAAGUUGCUUAAUUCUAAUGACAUAAAAUACGAAGAAAAUGAUUUUCUUAUACUUAAAAAUAUUGACAUAGAUCUAAUGAUAGAUUUAAUACUAAAUGAGCCCUUAUCUUCUACUUAUGUUAUUCCUUUUAUAAUUAGCAGGCAUAAAUUUAUAAAUGGAAUGUAUUAUGAAGUCAAUCUUAAAAAGGACAAAAUAGCAGUUAAAAAAAACAAUCAAGUUUUGUAUAAGUACAUAUUAGACGGUCCUUUUCUUAAUCAGGAUUUUAUACAUUUUUUGUCUUAUGACAAUGAUACAAAUUGA
This is a messenger RNA of Vairimorpha ceranae, 882 nucleotides long. RefSeq lists its product as hypothetical. The transcript has a single exon. Lineage: Eukaryota; Fungi; Microsporidia; Nosematidae. The record is from RefSeq and is a predicted model, not a curated record. The coding region runs from base 1 to 882 and encodes 293 amino acids.